CACCCGGCACAGCUCCGACAGCUCCAUCGAAGAAACCAAACUCGUCUAUCAGGACGCUCGAGCCAUGUUGGACGACCUCGACCUCUUCCCGGAAGAGCGAGAUCAAUUGACUGUAACCGGUCUCUCUUGGUACCACCACAUGACUCGCGAGGAAGAUAAGGAAUAUCUCUUGGCUCAUAUCCGGCAAGAAUGUCCUUCGGAUGAGUUCAAGCUUAGGAUCGAGAGGGAAACGGAAGGGCCAGGAGAGCAUUAUGUGGUCACGAUGUAUCGUAUCGAUGACGAUUUUUCGGAUACGACGCAGUAUAAUCUGGGUGGAGUAGUCAUCCCAUUCGAAUACGUACGCAUUGACGACUACCUAGAUUUGGUGAUGGAGCAAGAAGAACACAUUUACGGCGACUAUCCCUGGCUCUUCGGCCCGGCGCUUUUCUGCUCGUUCGCCAGUCACGCCGACUGGGUCCACUGUGCUUUCUCUACGAGUCCCGAUCCCCGCGACAAUGGAUUAUGCACCAUCCUGCCUAAAGAUCCGAUGAGACUGUUCGAGGCUUUCCAUACGUUUGCGGAUCUGCACAAGCGUCGCUUUGUCGAGGACGACGAGGACGUCAAGAGGGACUAUUCUAUGCCUGAUGAGGUCAUUACCGAAAUUCAACGGAUCUCUGACACUGUCUUGAAGGUGAUCGGGCAGGAACGUUAUUGGGUGAUGGACGAAAGGCGCCGCUAUCGCUUAGGGGUCUCGGACAUGUUUGAUCCGUUCGUAAAGUACGCCCAGGAUCUCGAGCCUAACGUUGCGCCGUCCGAAGAAAACUACAACGUCUGGAUCCAGUGCGGCAAACACAAGAGGAUCAAGCGAACUCGACCCGACCUUGAGCCUCGUCUCUCGUGAAAGGGAGAUUCUCGAUUCUGAAAUAGUAGUUAUCGCCCAUAAUUUUCCUGGCACGCAAUGGCUUUGGAUCUUCCCUUGCGUAGCGGUACGGAUGAAAUCACAACAGCAAGCUUUCAUAUUCUCGAACGGAAUUCUUCAUCUGGAUCAUCGAUGAUCCAUACCAUUGAGCGGCGCCACGAUUCACACCAGAAACGGCAAAGUACGCUUUUAUAUAAUAUAUAGAUAACCUCUUUCCUUGUAUCCGUCCCUUGUACGUUCCCAUACACUCAUCAGUAGAGCAUCAUGAUCAACAAUAAUAUACAUUUAUAUCAUUCAA
This is a messenger RNA of Filobasidium floriforme, 1196 nucleotides long. RefSeq lists its product as uncharacterized. The record is from RefSeq and is a predicted model, not a curated record. The transcript has 4 exons. Bases 65 to 880 code for a protein of 271 amino acids. Lineage: Eukaryota; Fungi; Basidiomycota; Tremellomycetes; Filobasidiales; Filobasidiaceae.